AUGACUGUCUCGCCAACCAAGAUUUUGUUGAAAAAUGGUGUGCUUCUUAUCCAUGGAGAGGAUGGCAGAGUGAACCCUCAGCGGUCGGAUAUUCUCAUCGAGGGAGACACGAUUUCACAAAUCGGCCCAAACGUCAGGACAGCCGGCGAGGAUGUCAAAGUGUUUGACUGCGAGGGCAAGAUCGUAUCUCCAGGCUUUAUAAGCACACAUCAUCACGUAUGGCAAACCGCGCUGAAGGGUCGCCAUGUCGACCACACUCUACUUAAGUACUUGCCGCGAGGAAACUUCAUUGGGUCAUUGUUCACUACCGAAGACGCAUUUUGGGGUGAACUUGGCGGCGCACUUGAAGCUACUGAUGGCGGGACCACGACCAUUGUGGACCACUCCAAUCUCAAUGUUGGCCCAGAAUUCCCCCCUACGUUGAUUCAGGCGCUUGUAGCCUCCGGGCUUCGUUCUGUCUACUGCUACUGCGUUCCCAGAACGACCAGCUGGAGCCCGUUCUCUACAGCAGAUGAUUAUACGUCUUCACAUGUUCUCGAAGAAUGGAAAUCGCUGGCGACAAAGGGCCCUUAUGGAGACGGGCGAGUCCAGAUUGGUUUCGCGGUAGAUAACCUGUAUCAGUCGCCCGACCAAAUGAAGUUCCUCUACUCGGAGCUUCGCGCUGCAAGGGCUAAGGUCAUAACAUCGCACGGUACCAGCGGCUUACCCUUCGGCGAUGGUCCUUCUGUCGUUCAGAUCCUGAACAACCACAACCUGCUAGGCUCAGAUAUACUCAUCUCUCACGCCAAUUUCCCAAAGGAUGGCGACGCAGAGCUUGUCAAGAAGCACAAUGUCUACAUCUCUGCUACUCCCAACACAGAGCUUCAGAUGGGAUGGCCGCCAGUCGCCCUUCAACCUAAGUUUGAAGCAAACUCCAGCCUCGGGGUUGACUGCCACAGCUGUGGCAGCAGCUUUAUGCCCAGUCAAAUGCGACUCGGCCUGCAGUAUGCCCGACUCGAACGACAAGAGAAUCUUCGGAGACAGGGCAAGUGGAGCCAGCAUGUCGGUCCGUCAGCUGAGCAAGCCUUCAAUCUCGCCACAAUUGGCGGCGCAAAGGCUAUUGGCAUGGAGGGUGAGGUUGGCCAGAUCCGCGUUGGAGCAAAGGCAGAUCUAGUGGUCUUCAGCACUGAUAGCCCCUCCAUGCUUCCUGCUGCUGAAGAAGACCCCAUUGCAGCGGUGGUUCUGCAUUCGAGUGAGAGAGAUGUGGAAACUGUCAUUGUUGGAGGCGUCAUUCGGGAGGAGAAUGGAAAGUUGCUACCUGUGUCAUUUACCGGUCAAGUGGAGGGGGCGAGUGACCUCGGUCUUCAUGGGAAAAGUAUUACAUGGAAGGAUGUUGCGAAGAAUUUGAUUCAGAGCCGGAGCAGAUUAAACAGCAAGGCAGAAGGCAUCAACAUGACGGCGGUGGAAGAGACGAUUAUGGACAAUUUCUACAUGAACCGGAAGGAUAUGCUUGAGCAAUUUUCGUUCAUCCAGAAUGAAGCACGGAAUAUCUACUCCGUCUUAGAGGAAGAGGUCGACUUCCGGAUAUUCGGCUCCCAGCUCAGACAUGACUUGAUGGAGCAGUACAUCGUGACGGAGUUAGUUGCCACCACACGGAGUUAUCACUCAAGAUGCGGGGGAGCUGUCAGCCAACCCCACUUCGGCCGAUCUCCGCCGCAUCUAAGAGCGCCCGUGUCUAUGCCGGUUGCCUUUGAUGCCGAGUUAUCAACGACCUCGCAUGAUGCCCUCGCGGAGACUAAAUGGCGUGAUUAUAACUACCGCACCCGCCGCCAGUCUGAAGCAGAAACCUCCUCAUCUUUAAUCUUCCAGCAUCAACCUAAAUCAACGAAAUCCCACCCAACUACCUCCAACAUGCCAGAGUCAAAGGUCAUUCCGGCCUCGGCCACGCCAGUAGCAAAGCCAACGGCUACUUUCACCGGCGAUGUCUACAUGGAACUCAUCAACCGCGACGAAACCUCCGUCAUCGCAAACGUUACCUUUACCCCAUGCGCUCGGACGCAUUGGCACACCCACGUCGGAGGACAGAUGAUUAGAGUGCUGGCCGGUAGCGGAUGGGUCUGCGACAAGGGCGGCGAGGCGAAGCGAAUCAACGCUGGAGACACUGUUUGGGCUCCUCCGGGCACGACUCACUGGCACGGCGCCGAUGAUGGAAGCAUUAUGACGCACUUUGUUGUUGGCAUUGGAGAAACAAAGUGGCAUGAGGCUGUCACCGAAGAGGAUUACAAGAAGCGGUCCGAAUGA
Messenger RNA from Colletotrichum lupini, 2280 nucleotides. RefSeq names its product amidohydrolase. Gene Ontology annotation, molecular function: hydrolase activity, acting on carbon-nitrogen (but not peptide) bonds. The transcript is spliced from 6 exons. NCBI's taxonomy places the organism in Eukaryota, Fungi, Ascomycota, Sordariomycetes, Glomerellales, Glomerellaceae. Bases 1 to 2280 code for a protein of 759 amino acids. The record is from RefSeq and is a predicted model, not a curated record.